GCCGCCACGCAGAAAGAGCCUGAGCUGCGCUCGUAAAUACCGCCGUCGUCGUGGUGGCGUAUUAUAUUAGGAGACUACAAGGGGUCUGCUAGUCAUCCUGGAAAUGGGGUAGUAUUUUCGGCUCACUGAAUUCAGUUUAUUUUAACUCUUAAAAACCAUGUUUCCACUGCCAUUGCUGGAGCACGCGAGCAGCUCUGUACUGCCAUACGUGAACGCCGGAGCUUUGGUAGCAUUGUUGCUGGCGUGUUGUUUAGCUAAAUUUUAUCGGAAGCGGCGAGACCUCGCAAAUAUUCCUCCGGGUCCGAAACCUUGGCCAGUGGUCGGCAACUUCGGCGGCUUCCUCGUCCCUUCUUCCAUCCAGAGGAGGUUUGGGCAGCAGUCCGCCAGCACCUCCGCUGUGAGAAACGCUAUAGUCAUUUUGACGGAACAAGCCGACAUUUAUGGUAACGUCUACAGCCUUUUUGUAGGGAGUCAGUUGAUCGUUGUGCUUAAUGGCUUUGAAGUGGUCAAGGAUGCUCUCUCAAACCAUCCCGACGUGUUCUCCGACAGACCGGAUAUCCCCGCUGUCACCAUCAUGACUAAACGCAAAGGAAUAGUCUUCGCACCUUACGGGCCAAUAUGGAGGAAGCAACGCAAGUUCUGCCACACCAUACUCCGAAACUUUGGCCUGGGGAAGUUGAGCCUUGAGCCUUGCAUCCUGGAAGGCCUGGCCACCGUCAAAACAGAGCUGCUGCGACGGAAUGAGGAGUCUGGCGGCGCCGGCGUGGACCUGGCCCCGCUGAUCAGCAACGCCGUGUCGAACGUCAUCUGCUCAAUGGUCCUGGGUCAACGAUUCCAUCACGAAGACCGCGAGUUCCACACGUUGCUGGGCCUGAUGGAGCGUGGGCUGGAGAUCUGUGUGAACAGCCCCGCAGUCCUCAUCAACAUCUUUCCACUGCUCUACUAUUUGCCUUUUGGGGUCUUCAAGGAGUUGAGGCAGGUUGAAAGAGACAUCACAGUGUUCCUGAAGAGGAUUAUUGCAAAACACCGGGAAACAUUAGAUCCUGAAAACCCAAGGGAUCUCGUAGACAUGUACUUGAUGGAGACGUUGGCCCAGCAAGCUGCUGGAGAGGAGGACAGCGGCUUCACAGACGAUUAUCUCUUUUAUAUAGUAGGAGAUCUCUUCAUCGCUGGCACUGACACUACCACUAAUUCAGUUUUGUGGAUCCUCCUCUACAUGGUCUUAUACCCCGAUGUCCAAGACAAAGUCCAGGAAGAGAUCGAUGAAGUUGUGGGCAGACAUUGGGUCCCGUCUCUGAUUGAUAAGGGAAGUUUGCCUUUUACUGAGGCCACCAUAAUGGAGGUGCAGAGACUAACUGUAGUGGUUCCCCUGGGUAUUCCACACAUGGCCUCCAGGACAACCGAGUUCAGAGGCUACACUAUUCCCAAAGGAACAGUUAUUUUGCCCAAUCUAUGGUCUGUCCAUAGAGAUCCCACUCUGUGGGACGACCCGGACAGUUUCAACCCGGCACGCUUCUUGGAUGAUAACGGAGAGUUACUCAGGAAAGAGUGCUUUAUACCAUUCGGGAUUGGUCGCAGGGUGUGCAUGGGUGAACAGCUGGCGAAGAUGGAGCUGUUCCUGACGGUUACCAGCUUACUGCAGGCCUUCAAAUUCAGACUCCCAGAGGGAUUGCCUCCUCCUCCCCUGCACGGACGCUUCGGCCUGACACUGGCUCCCUGCCCAUACACUGUGUGUGUGAGCACUCGUAGUUGAAAAAGUGGAAGAGUUGGUUUGAACUGAUUUUCUGUAAACAGGGUGCUCUGAUGCCAAGGACCCUGAAAAAAGCCCAGAGAUGUUGGUAAAGGUCCCCUGGAGAGAUAGUUUAAUUUUAGGAAAGUAUUAAGAUACCGUGCACUUUUUUCACUUUUUCCCAUUUUGCCUUAUGCUAAAAUUGUUUAAAUUAAUUUUUUCCCUCAUCAAUCUAAAUUUAGUACCCCACAAUGACAAAGCAAGAACAGUAUUUUAAGAAAUUUUUGCAAAUUUAGGAAGGAAAAACUGAAAUAUCACAUUGACAUAAGUAUUCAGACCUUUUGCUGUGACCCUUGAAAUUUAGGUCAGGUGCCUCCCAUUUCUCUUGAUCAUCUUAAAAGAUGUUUCUACACAUUGACUGGAGUCCACCUGUGAUAAAUUCACUUGAUAGGACACGAUUUGGAAAGGCACACACCUGUCUGUAUGAGGUCUCACAGCUGACAAUGCAUAUCAGAAUAACGACCAAGUCCUGAGGUCGAAGGAACUGCCUCCAGAGCUCAGAGACAGGAUUGCGUCAAGGCACAGGUCGGAAGGCUACAAAAAAAACUUGAAAUUAAAAAAAAAUAAAUUCUGCUGCCUUCUCAAGAGCACAGUGUUCUCUAUAAUUCUUCAAUGGAAGAAGUUUGGAACAACCAGGACUCUCCCUAGAGCUGGCUCCCCAGCCAGACUGAGCAGUUGGGGGAGAAGGGCCUUGGUAAGAGAGGUGACCAAAACCCCUGAUGCUCACUCUGGCUUAGCUCCAUAAAUCCUGUGUUGAGAUGGAAGAAACAUCCAGAAGGACAACCACAACUGCAGCACUCCACCGAUCUGGGCUUUAUGGUGUCCAGAUGGAAGCCUCUCCUCAGUGAAAGGCAUAUGAAAGCCACUUGGAGUUUGCAAAAAAGUGCCAAAAGGACUCAGACUGUGGGAAACAAGAUUCUCCGGUGUGAUUAAACCAUGAUUGAACUGUUUGGCUUCAGCUCUAAGCGUCAUGUCUGGAGGAAACCAGACAACGCUCAUCACCUCCCCAAUACCAUCCCAAUGGCUAAGCAUGGUUGUGGCAGCAUUAUGCUGUGGGGGUGUUUUACAGCUGCAGGGGCAGGCAGACAGGUCAGAGUUGAGGGAAAGGUCAAAGGAGCAAAGUACAGAGAUAUCCUUAAUGAAAACCUGGUCCAGAGUGCUCAGGACCUCAGACUAGGCCGAAGGUUCACCUUCCAACAGGACAAUGACCCUAAGCACACAGCCGAAACAAUGCAGGACUGUCUUAGGGACGACUCUCUGAAUGUCCUUGAGUGGCUGAGCCAGAGCCCUGACUUGAACCCAAUGGAACAUCUCUGGAGAGACCUGAAAAUGGCAACUAAGUACUGAGUAAAGGGUCUG
Messenger RNA from Xiphias gladius (swordfish), 3148 nucleotides. It is a transcript of the gene cyp2u1, whose product is annotated as cytochrome P450 2U1. NCBI's taxonomy places the organism in Eukaryota, Metazoa, Chordata, Actinopteri, Istiophoriformes, Xiphiidae. Gene Ontology annotation, cellular component: intracellular membrane-bounded organelle; cytoplasm. Gene Ontology annotation, biological process: xenobiotic metabolic process. Bases 158 to 1753 code for a protein of 531 amino acids. The transcript has 5 exons. The record is from RefSeq and is a predicted model, not a curated record. Gene Ontology annotation, molecular function: iron ion binding; oxidoreductase activity, acting on paired donors, with incorporation or reduction of molecular oxygen, reduced flavin or flavoprotein as one donor, and incorporation of one atom of oxygen; heme binding.